GCCGGCUGGCGCUGGCUGCGGCGGGGUUGUUGUUUGUGCCCGGGUCUCCGCCAUGUUGGGACGGUGCGCUUUGUUGUAGAGGCGGAGGGAGGGAACGGGCCCCGGAGUAGCGCACCUCCGUAGGAGCUGUUCGCUGAGGGCAGGGGGAAUUAAAAAAAAGGAAAGAGAGCGAUUACAGCAGGUGGCGGGCUCAAGAUGAGAGUGAAGCUGGGAGACCGUUAGGGGACCGGGAGUGGACCGGAGCUGCGCCAAGCCAUGCCAUACCCUUCUGCAAAUCAAGGAUCUCUUCAGCCCCAAACCCAAAAGCACUAUGGUAUUACGUCUUCAAUUAGCUUGGCGUUGCCAAAAGAAAAUGAUUAUGUGCUUACCCAGAAACUUAUUGAGGCACUAAAACCUUACGGAGUUUUUGAAGAGGAGGAAGAGUUGCAGCACAGAAUUGCAAUUCUUGGAAAGCUAAACAGCCUAGUGAAAGAGUGGAUCCGUGAUAUCAGUGAAGUUAAGAACCUUCCUCCAUCCGUAAUAGACAAUGUUGGUGGCAAAAUAUUUACGUUUGGUUCAUACAGAUUAGGAGUGCAUACAAAAGGUGCUGAUAUUGAUGCAUUAUGCGUUGCACCUCGUCAUAUUGAAAGAGUUGACUUCUUCUCCUCCUUCUGUGACAAGCUGAAGCAGCAAGAUGAAGUAAAAAAUUUACGGGCUGUUGAAGAGGCAUUUGUACCAGUCAUUAAACUAUCCUUUGAUGGUAUAGAGAUUGAUAUAUUGUUUGCAAGAUUGGCUCUUCAGACAAUCCCUGAAGAUCUGGAUCUUAGAGAUGAUGUGCUACUUAAAAACCUGGACUUGAGGUGCAUUAGAAGUCUUAAUGGUUGCAGGGUCACUGAUGAGAUAUUACAUUUAGUACCAAAUAUUGAAAAUUUUAGGCUGACACUGAGGGCAAUUAAAUUAUGGGCAAAGCGUCACAACAUUUAUUCUAACAUACUAGGCUUUCUGGGUGGUGUUUCAUGGGCUAUGUUGGUGGCAAGGACAUGCCAACUGUACCCCAAUGCUGUCGCAUCAACCCUAGUACACAAGUUCUUCUUGGUUUUUUCAAAAUGGGAAUGGCCAAAUCCUGUUUUAUUAAAACAGCCUGAGGACUGCAAUCUCAAUCUGCCAGUAUGGGAUCCACGGGUUAACCCAAGUGACAGAUACCACCUCAUGCCAAUUAUUACACCAGCCUACCCACAACAAAACUCAACGUACAAUGUCUCUGCAUCUACCCGGGCUGUAAUGAUGGAAGAGUUCAAGCAAGGUCUUUCGAUCACAGAUGAAAUUUUAAUGGGUAAAAUGGAAUGGUCCAAACUCUUUGAAGCUCCAAACUUCUUUCAAAAGUACAAAUAUUUAUUUUAUUUUUCACAUCUAAUGCCAAAAUUUAGUAGCUGGAAACAUUUAUUUAUCAAGACCUUUUUCUGAAUUUGCCACUGGAUGGCGUAUUGCACCUUCCAACUGCUGCAUGAGACUGCUUGUAAUGCAUACUCUACGUGAUUGUUAUCUAUUUUUAAAUGCAUUAAAAAUGUUAAUUUUUAAUGUACUGUGUCUUUUUGAGUUUUUCUACACUGCAGUCAUUCUAGGAAUCAGUUAUAUCUAUAUAUUUUUUGAAAAUCAUGAAAUACAGCAAGCUAUUUUAAGACCCAGUAGGUAAAAGUCAUAAACUUUGAAAUGAACACUUUCUUCUCCGGAUGACUUUCUUCACCCACAGAGCCAUAAGGGCAAUGAAGGCUUUUAAUGUGAUCUCAUUUCUGUUCAGGUCUUAUCUGAUCUCGAAAUGUGUAGAAAUAUUACAUUUACCUUAAAUAGGGAAGGCCAACCUGGCCAUUAUUUGUUUGUUUGUUUAUUUAUUGUGAUACAGCACAAAAUAGGCCCUUCCUGCCCUUUGAGUCGAGUCGUGCCGUGCCACCCAGCAAAUCCUCCGAUUUAAUCCUAGUCUAAUCAGGGGACAAUAUAUAGUGAUCAAUAAACUUACCAAUUGGUACAUCUUAUUCAGGAAGAAUAGGUGCAUUGAAUGCUUCAGGUGGGCACUUGAGACUAGAAUUGUGCUUUACUUUGUUAUCUGAUGUAGUAUGGCAUGCAUAUACUAGUGUAAAACUAGGUUACUUUCUUUUAUUAAGGUGUUAUUUAGGUAGCAGCCCCCUUUAACUCUACAUUAGUAAGGAAUCAUAGACUUAAACUGACUAUUGAUUUUGCACUUAAUGAAUUCCUCAUGCUGAGAUAUUUGCUUCACAUUUAGGGGAUUUAGAUAUUUAAAUUAUACAACUUUUAGUAGGCUAGAUGCCAACAAAAUAAAUUUGCAGUGUUUCUGACUGAAGUAAUUAAUUUUGAACAUCAAUAGAUUGUGAAUCUGCUUUAUCAUUCAGUUAACAAACAUAGAUGCCUUUAUAAAUAGAGGGAAGGUACCAGACUUUAUAAAUCUAGUGUGUCCUUUCACUGGGGUAGAUGCAGUAUGAUAUAUUACUUGACUUUUGGCUGACUGGAAUGAUGAAAAUAUACAUCUAUAUAAAGAUUAUCUUUUUGAUAACUUCAAUUCACUUUUGAAUUUAAACUUUAUCAAUAAUUAGCAUUGAACAAUGUAAGUGACACAAAUAGUUGGUGCUUUGAACAAAUUAUUAGUUUUUUUGAACUAAAAUGCUUAACCAGUUAUAGUUCGUGGUUUAGGACUUUGGCAGUCUCUGGCCCCUUUGUAGAUUGGGGAUGUAACCAGUGAAGAAAGUCUUGUAUCAAAACCAAAAGUUGCUUGCCCUUACUAUAUGGGAAAUCGCUUUUACAGCAGAAACAACAGAUUAUGGGGGGCUUAAUCUCGUAUAAUAAAUUUUACUUUUGAUUUAGCUAUAUACAGCAUUGUAUUUGUAUAGGUAAAUUAUUUGACAGAAUACUGGUGCCAUAAUAAAUCAAUUAUUGACUUGAAAGAUUAUGUGCUUACUGAAAAAUACAAUAUUAAGAUUGGUUUCUUUCAGAAUAUUGUAUUCGAAGUGAGACUUGGUGUUUAGAAUCUGAAUAAUACAUGUUCUCCAAAAUAAUUUGGCACAUCCUAAAUGUAGUCCAACAAUAAACUGUGGGUUAAUUUGUAAUAUUGCUAACAUUGUGUUAAGUGUAUCCAUUUUCCUAAUAAAGACACUUUUCCUAGCAAAAUGGUUGAAUGUCUGUCUGUUAACAGCUGAAAUCAAGAAAUUCAGAAUGUUAUUAGCAGAAAGUGCUUGAAACUUAAACAACUACUAAAAUAAGUUAUGAGUUUUACAUUCUCAGGGUAUAAACUUAACUUGCCUAGCUCUGACAUAUGACCCCUAGUGGAAAUGUGUUCAGGCUUGAGGGUAUUAUAUUUGGACUGUAGUUAAAAUUGGAGCAGAGGUAAACGUAAAUCCUGCAUGAGAUUGUUUAAUAACUAUAUAGUUAAGUGGUUUGGGUGGAUUUGUUGUCUUGGAUCAUAUUUAUUGAAUUACAGUAAGUAGAGUCAUUCAAUGUGGUGUCUGUUUUCAUUUCAGAUUUAUAGUAAUGUAAGAUUAAAGAUGAUGGAAAACAGGAAAUUAAAGCUACUCAAAAUAAUGAACUUCUAAUUUUGUACCUUGCUUUCAUUCCCUGGAUGAUUAUAACUUGAUGUUAAUGCUACCUAAAAGCCAAAUACUGCAAAUGCUGGAAAUCUGAAUCCAAAUCUUAUGCAUUGUCAUAAGAUGAGGGUAUUGAUCUAGGCACCCAUCAUCUUCCACCCAACACACACCCUUUCUUUCUGCUUCACCCUGCCCAGCCCUCCGUAUCACUGCCAUAAACACAAGAGACUCUGCAGAUGCUGGAAAUCCAGAGUAACACAUAAAAUGCUGGAGGAACUCAGUGGGUCAGGCAGCAUCUAUGGGAAGGAAUAAACAGCUGACGUUUCGGGAUGAGACCUUUCGUCAAGAUAGUGAAUGUUCUCAACCUGAAACGUCGACUGUUAAUUCCUUUCCAUAGAUGUUACCUGACCUGAGUUCCUCCACCAUUUUGUAUGUGUACCACCACCAAAGGCUUAAUAUUCACCAAUCACAGCUAGAGGAUGUUUGUCAAGUUAAAUCACUUGCACUAAGUUUGGUUUGUGAAUAAUGUUACUUUUUUCUCUUUUUCCAAUACAUAGUGCAACCUGUGUUGAAACUAGAUGUAAUUUAGUGAAUUUCAUAAUUACCAGAAAUAAAGUUUCCUUUCAGUCAUUCAGUCCCCUUUGGAAUAAGCCUGAGGGGAACAUUGAACGGAUUUGCUAGAACUAGAGAUAUUCUUCCCAUAAUUACUUGCCUUGGAAAAAAAGCAUUCAACCCCCAACACUUUGUUCACAUAAAUGAGUAUUGCAACCAAAAAGUUUGAUCAAUUUAACUGAGAAUUUUUAUUGUAAAUCACGUGCUCCUUUCUCACUUUAGAGCCCAGAAAACAAGGAAAAUGGUAAAGCAUGAAAAAUUAAACAUUUACACCACACAUACCACUUAGUGUUGAAGCCAAUAAGUUCCACUUUAGUCUCAUCCAAACCAUGAGACCUUGUUCCACAUCUUUAUAGUAUCUUAUAGUAUCUAAGUGAUGCAUUGCAAAGUCUUUACAGGUAAGGAUAUGCUUUUUUUAGUGGUACGUGUGGCGUAAAUCUAAUACUGUGCAUUAGCCAGGUAACACCAUCCCUACUGCAAAGUAUGGUGGAGUUAGAAUCGUGCUAUGGGGAUGCUUUUCAGCAGCAGGUACUGGAAAUCUGGUCAGGAUUGAUGGGAAAAUGAAUGCUGAUAAGUAUAGCGAGAUCCUGGAUUUAAAACAAAACACCUGCUAGCCUCUGUCAGAAAUCUUAAACUGGGGGAAAAGGUUCAUCUUUCAGCAGGGCAAUGACCCAAAGCACACUGCCAGAGCAACUAUGAAGAGGCUUCAAAUGAAGGAAAGUGAUGUCUUUGAGUGGUCCAGUCUGAGUCUUGACCUGACUGAACGUCUCUUGACAAGACCUCAAGAUUGUCAUCCACCACAGCUCCCCAACUAACCUGCCACAGCUUGAGCAGUUUUGCAAGGAGGAAUGAGCAAAUCUUACCCCAUCAUGUUAUGCAAAGUUGAUACAGAUUUAUCCAAAAAGACUUCUGACUAAUAGCUGUGAGAGGUGGUUCAACAAAGUAUUGAGCAAAGGGGGAUGAAUACUUUUGAACUGCUGACAUUUCAGUUUUCCAUAGUUUGCAACUUUCCCUGUUUUGGGGCUCUCCAGUGAAAAAUGGAGCAUGUGAUUCAUCAAUUAAAAUUCUCAGUUAAAUUAAUCAAAAUUCCUGGUUGAAAUACUCAAUGUGAACAAAGGAUUUGGGGCUGAAUACUUUUUCAAGGCACUUUAAAAUGCAAAAAAAAUUUGAUGGGCCAUCUGUCAUGGGUUUUGUUAAUAUCGCACACAGUAUAUAUUCCUGUGCCAUGAAUUCCUAUUUUACACCUGUGAUUGUAGGCUUUGGUUUAACGAGUGAUACUCUAAAUUUUCCAUGUACAUUCUUAGUUCCAAACGAGUUAGUCUUUAACGCCGAUUUUCAUCCUAAUUUCUGAGGUGCAACAGAGUAAGUUGAAAUGAGACUGCAGUAUGCGAGAGUAUUGCACACUGAAAAUUUCCCAAACACAUCUCCAGAUUGGAAUCGUCAGGCUGGAGUGCAAGUUAGUGUUGCACUGGAUAGUUUGCUGCAGGCCUUAGUGUCACUUCCAAUGUGGCAUUGUGGCUUCUUGUAAAGCAAAGGACUCCAAAUGAACAUAGAAAAUGAGAAUGCAUAGAAUCUGAUCCGACCAGUAUAAUGUACUUGCUAGAGGUGAGAAUAUGAGUAAAGACUAUCCUUUGAGCAUGGAUUGCUUGAAAAAAGAGGAGGAAAGAAGGCUACGUACAAGUUAUGGGAAUUUGCACAUUGAGAAAUACCUUUUUAAUCGUGGUAAAAAGCCUGAAUAGGAAUCCUUACUGAUGUGGCAGAAAUAAGAUCUCAAAGCAGACUGAGAGUGAUGUUGGAGGAAACAGGGACAUUCUGUGUUUGGAGCUGACAGCAUUAGACAACUGAUCCUGUGCAAUGUGUGCUAGGAACUUCUUAUAAAAUACUAAUAAGGUAUAAUCUUUUGAACCGUGUCCACACUGGUAUAGGGAUGAACAUAGUAGGGAGCUGAGAAAAGGAUCUGUCCCAGGUUCUUUACGAAUUGGACUGGGUGGAAACUCUUAAGAUAAAGAGUUAAUAUGUAUUCCAGAUGAAUAACAUUGUGAAAAAUAAGCGAAAUUAGAGCAGUUGAACAGUAAACUAAAAAUGAAAUAAUUAAAUCUGUAGGGAAAAAUUAGCGAGUAUGUAAGAGUGGUUGUUAUGUAGCCAAAGUAAGCACAUGCAUGAAAGUAGAGUACAAGAAGAGGACUGAAUUGCAGGCAUGUGACAUACCCAUUACCAUACCCUUUAAUGAAGAUUUUGGAAUUUUUCUGACAACUUGGGUGAACAAGUAGUUAACUAUUUUCUCCAACUCCUUUCUUGAAUAGGCGUGUGACAUUUGCCACAUUCCAAUCCAUUGAGAGUAUACGAGUUUACCAGGAAUUUUGCAAGAUCACCUCCAGUGCAUUCAUAACCUUUGUAGCAAGCACUUUUAGGACCAGCAUUUGUAUGUCAGUAGUUCACAGGGGUCUGUCAGCUUUAAGUCCGUUAAUUUCUCAAGUUUCUAUUUAUUACUAUUAUUCAUUAGAUGCUGUGUGUUUUUCAGGUAAGUUUAUUGUGUCUUGUAUAUAAAAAGGUUUAUUGCUUCAAUUACUUCCAAGUACCCUGUAAGCAUUUCUUCUGCUUUCUUGUGUUAAGUCUUCAAUUUUAUAGGCUCUUGCAAUCUACUUGCCAUGUUACUCAUUUUCUAUCUUUUUCCUUAUUUGUAGAUUUGUGAAACACUGUCUUUUGGUUUACUCUUGUCAGCAUUGUCUUAUUUAAUAUAAUUCUAAAUCAAGUAAGUUGGUCUUGGAUGGAUUAAUUUUCCAGUGGAGAUUUUAUUUCUCAGUGAAAUUUAUUUUGCUGAGUUAUGGAAUAUUAUAUUAAAUGCCCUCCCUUUGUAUAACUACUGACAGACCAGCUUCAUAUUCAAACAGUUUAAAUUUAAAAGUGUAACAUCCAUCAGCUGUUGCUCGCCAACCUGAUACAGGAUACCUCCAUGUCAUGGGGAAAGGUGGGAGGGGUUCUUUCCCAGUAAAUGUGUCAUAUCAUGAUUUCAUUUAUCACGAAGCCAUGUCAUCUGCACAUGUCAACAAAUGCAAGUUGAAAAAAAUUGUGAUUUUUAUUUUUUCCACACACAUUACAUACAAUAUUUUACUCUGUAUCUAAAACCUUUGGGUAGUGAUUUGUGAAUUCUGUAAGAGUAAAUAUCUACCUCAAACAGUUGUAACACUGGGGUUUGCCUCUAUCAGUUUCUAAAGCACUGCAAUAUUUUUCCUUAGUUAACUGCCUUUUUACACAAACAGUAGUCAACUGUAACAAAUUAACUCCAAGAACUUAUCCUCAAAAACUGCCUUCAAUAGUUUAAUUUGAUCAAUAUACUAUAUAUAUGGAG
Messenger RNA from Mobula hypostoma (lesser devil ray), 7530 nucleotides. Its product is annotated as poly(A) polymerase type 3-like. Gene Ontology annotation, cellular component: nucleus. Gene Ontology annotation, molecular function: RNA binding; poly(A) RNA polymerase activity. The record is from RefSeq and is a predicted model, not a curated record. Lineage: Eukaryota; Metazoa; Chordata; Chondrichthyes; Myliobatiformes; Myliobatidae. The transcript is spliced from 13 exons. Bases 256 to 1443 code for a protein of 395 amino acids.